Molecule: messenger RNA, 717 nt
Organism: Schistosoma rodhaini
Lineage: Eukaryota; Metazoa; Platyhelminthes; Trematoda; Strigeidida; Schistosomatidae
Source: the annotation of a GenBank genome assembly
GUUUAUUGUUUAAAUGUAUGAACUUUCAAGGAUUCUAUUUUGCCCUAAAUAGAGCGUGAUAUGAGCUUAGAAUUGUCACAGGAUGGAUGAUAAUUUCAUUAAGCUUAUGCCAAGGAAAGAAUAUGCUUCCGCUUACUCCAAGUAUAUGAGCGAAAACUUUGGAGCUGGCUUGUCUUCAUCCGCUAUAGCUGGUAUUGUUAUAGGAGUAAUACUUGGUAUUAUAUUAAUAAUUCUAUUUGGUAUAUUCAUUUAUUAUUGUCAUCUACGUUAUUCACGUUAUCAAUCUGCUUAUGAUACAGAUGAAGCACUUGGAAAUAAUUUUCAAUCAGCUGAACAUGCAUUACAACAAAAAUAUCAUAAUCAUCCUGAUGUUAAAGCUGAAUUGUAUAUAUAAAUGUACAUAUUUAUUCUCUUCUAUUAUAAUAAAUAUUUUACUAUUAUUCCUUAUUUAUACAUUUAUAUAGAUUCACGAUAAUACAUGAAUUAAAAUUGUUUAAUUUUUUUUUUAAAAAAAACAAUAAAGGAAAAUCAAUCAAUUAUUUAUUCAAUAAUUGUGCAUUGUACUCUAAUAUGUAAGAUAUUGAUAUAAUUGUUUAUAUUAAAACAGUUUUAAAAUUUGAAAAAUCAUACACACACUCACAUACACACAAACACACACAUAAACACCCAUACACACAUGAACACAUAAUGUAUAGUUAAUGAAUAAUUUUGACAGUU